GGAGUUCAUCCUGAAUGAAAGUGACGUGCCGCCGCUGACGUUACCCGGUAGAAGCGGGCGGCAUACGGGUUCCGGCCAGGAUUCGGGUGCCUUGAACCUCCGGUGCGAACCUGACAGCGAGGAGACGGCGGCUGAGGCACAGGGGGCGUUGACGAAGGGGCGCGGCUUUGAGCGGCUCCACGACAUGGCACACAACAAGAUACCACCGCGGUGGCUGAACUGUCCGCGGCGCGGUCAGCCAGUGGCAGGAAGAUUUUUACCUCUGAAGACAAUGUUGGGACCAAGAUAUGAUAGUCAAGUUGCUGAAGAAAAUCGAUUCCAUCCCAGUAUGCUCUCAAAUUAUCUAAAGAGCCUAAAGGUUAAAAUGGGCUUGUUGGUAGACCUGACAAAUACUUCAAGAUUCUAUGACAGAAAUGACAUAGAAAAAGAAGGAAUCAAAUAUAUAAAACUUCAGUGUAAAGGACAUGGUGAAUGCCCUACGACUGAGAAUACUGAGACUUUCAUUCGUUUGUGUGAGCGGUUUAAUGAAAGAAAUCCACCUGAACUUAUAGGUGUUCAUUGUACCCAUGGUUUCAAUCGCACUGGUUUCCUCAUAUGUGCCUUUUUGGUGGAGAAGAUGGAUUGGAGUAUUGAAGCAGCAGUUGCUACUUUUGCCCAAGCCAGACCACCAGGAAUUUAUAAGGGUGAUUAUUUGAAGGAACUUUUUCGUCGCUAUGGUGAUAUAGAGGAAGCACCACCACCACCUUUAUUGCCAGAUUGGUGUUUUGAGGAUGAUGAAGAUGAAGAUGAAGAUGAGGAUGGAAAAAAGGAAUCAGAACCUGGGUCAAGUGCUUCCUUUGGCAAGAGGAGAAAAGAACGGUUAAAAUUGGGUGCCAUUUUCUUGGAAGGUGUAACUGUUAGAGGCGUAACUCAAGUAACAACUCAACCAAAGUUAGGAGAAGUACAGCAGAAGUGUCAUCAAUUCUGUGGCUGGGAAGGGUCUGGAUUCCCUGGAGCACAGCCUGUUUCCAUGGACAAGCAAAAUAUUAAACUUUUAGAGCAGAAGCCAUAUAAAGUAAGCUGGAAAGCAGAUGGUACUCGUUAUAUGAUGUUGAUUGAUGGCACAAAUGAAGUUUUUAUGAUUGAUAGAGAUAAUUCAGUAUUUCAUGUUUCAAAUUUGGAAUUUCCAUUUCGUAAAGAUCUCCGAAUGCAUUUAUCAAACACUCUCUUGGAUGGGGAAAUGAUUAUUGACAAAGUAAACGGACAGGCUGUUCCUAGAUAUUUGAUAUAUGACAUAAUUAAAUUCAAUGCCCAGCCAGUUGGAGAUUGUGAUUUUAAUAUUCGUCUGCAGUGUAUAGAACGAGAAAUUAUAAAUCCUCGACAUGAAAAAAUGAAGAGUGGGCUCAUUGACAAAACACAGGAACCAUUUAGUGUCAGAAAUAAGCCAUUUUUUGACAUAUAUACUUCAAGGAAGCUACUUGAAGGAAAUUUUGCCAAAGAAGUCAGUCAUGAAAUGGAUGGACUUAUUUUUCAGCCCAUUGGAAAAUAUAAGCCUGGUCGAUGCGAUGAUAUUUUGAAAUGGAAACCCCCGAGUCUGAAUUCUGUAGAUUUUCGCUUAAAGAUAACAAGAAUGGGAGGAGAAGGGUUACUUCCCCAGAAUGUUGGCCUUCUCUAUGUUGGAGGUUAUGAGAGACCCUUUGCACAAAUCAAGGUGACAAAAGAGCUAAAACAGUAUGACAACAAAAUUAUAGAAUGCAAAUUUGAGAACAACAGCUGGGUCUUCAUGAGACAGAGAACAGACAAAAGUUUUCCUAAUGCCUACAACACUGCCAUGGCUGUGUGCAAUAGCAUAUCAAACCCUGUCACCAAGGAGAUGCUGUUUGAGUUCAUUGACAGAUGUGCGUUAGCUUCUCAAGGGCAGAAGAGAAAGCAUCACCUGGACCCUGACACUGAGCUCAUGCCACCACCACCUCCCAAAAGGCCACGUCCUUCAACUUAAGACCUACCUGCCUCUGACUUCAGGCUCAAGAGGAAAGAUGAGUGAGAAAAAAAUGCUAUUGCCCCAUUUUUGCAGCCAGAAAAAUGAAAAAACAAGUGUGACUUGAUGUUGAUGCACAUUUGAAUUAAAAAAAAAGGAAAAGGAAGGUAUUGUAGCCAACUUGUAUAUUAUUUGAUGCAUUUGUUUCCUCAGUGCUACAGUACCUAAUGGACUUAAAUAUUUAAUUUAUAUCGGAUAAACUCAGCCUUACCUUGGGUAAUCUGAAGAUUGAAAUAUCCAAAGGUUUAAAUGAGAUUGAAAUCACUGAAAAAGAGGCCUUGUUUGUAUAUGGAUAACUUUACCUUUAAUUUAUAAAGUUAGCAAUCUGGAACUGUGAGUGCAUAAAACUCUGUAUAUUUUAGAAGCUGUGUUUCAACUAUGGCAAAUUUUCCUAUUAAAAAUAUAGGCAAUGGCAUUAAAAGUUCUUGCUAUCAUUUAUCAUGAUCCCCUACAUUUCUGAAAUUCCUAUAUUCAGAAACAGAUGACAAAGUUGUUAGGUAUUGUGUAUUAAACAACUUGGUCUGGCUUAUAUUAUUUUAAGAAGUUGUUUUGGAGAUGUAAAAGUAAAAAAGUAAAGCUCCAUUUUUGUGACUUGCAUUGCUUCUUUAACAAGUCUUUUGAGUAUUUUAAUCUGUUUCUAUUGUUUGGAGUACCGUAUCAGAUAUCCGGUGUGUCCAUUCUGGCAAUAGUUUUGAACUACUUACCACCAGGUCCUUUAUGUAUGGCUCUCCUGGGAGACUUUUCAUUUUUAAAUGCCAGGGCUACUUCUGCUUUACCUCAGUGGUAUCAGCACAUUAUAAAUUACAUUAAAACACACAACUCACUGUGAUCUAUGAAAGCGAUAUCAAAUACAGAUGAUGUUGUGUUAGUUCCCUAAAAUAAAAUGGCCAAGGAAAUGCCAGCUGACUCCUCUUAUUAGAAGGUAAUGUCAACAGAAUGGAAUGCUGUCACUAGAAAAUCCUACACUUGUAGGAACUAAACAUCAAGGAAAUCAAGACAUUUACUGUCAAAGCCAAAACUGUAUCUAUAUUCUAUUCUAGGGAUGUUAUUUCAGUGAUACAUCUGAAUUCCAAAAUGUUUACUGAGAGAUAAUGGGUUUAAAGGGCAGCUAAUUGGUCAUCUGCCAUUGUUGAGAAACUGUAUUCUGAUUGACUUGUGAAGGAACUCUGAGAAUUAGCUGAUUAGAGGCUAAUGUAUUUAUUUUUAGAGGUACAUGUUUUAAAUAUAUGUAUUUAAAACAAAUUUUCAUGAUCUAAAUUUUAUAUAUGUAUAUGCAUAUAUAUGUAAGUAUAUGCAACAGUGUAUAUUCUUCUACUGAUACAGCCAGACAUGAAAACCCAAAUGAGUUACCUAGCAGGCUGAAUAUGUGACAGGAUUUCUAUAUGACAUAGCACAGAUUAACCAAAAAUGUAUUUAUAUGCACCUGAGUUUUAAUGUUUUUAAACAGUUUUCUCAUGCAGUGCUUUUCUAUGUGAAAUACUAGAGUCAUGCUUGGGCUUUUUCCUUUAUUGUUCCCAAGUUAUGUAAUGUGUAGUGUGAACUUAUCCAAAAUGCCAUUUUAAUGUUUUUUUCCUAGAGUGCUUUUGUAUGUUUGGGCGCUAAAGGGAUUUAAACAUCUGAAUGCCACAGUGACUAUUGAAAAAGGGGAAAUUCUCAAGGGUCCAUGUGUCUUUUACAAAGUGAAUCAAAAAAUAAAUAAAUAAAAUGACUAUGCAACUCCAAGUAGCCUGAUGCCUGCUUCCCCAGGAUUAGCAACUCUUCACAUGGUAUGUUGCUUGCUUUUGAGCCCUUGCAAAAGCAAAGCCCUUUUGCAGAUAUAAAAGCAAGCUUUUGCCAAUGAUCUUUUAGAGUUAAAAUGUUUAUGGUAAUCGUAACCUUUGAAAUGAGUCAUGUGAAAAGAGCAUCUCAUUUUUAAUACACCCAGAUAUUUUCUUUUUGCCAUUGUGCAUUUAGCAGGACUUAAUUUUCUAAACUUAUCCUUUCCUUUCUAUUGAAGUACAAUAGUUGGCCUUAUAAGUAGAUUCCAUUUAGCCCCCAAACAUGCUACCAUUUAGAGUAUCAUAACAAGUCAUUUAGACAGUCAAGGGCAGAGGGGAACCUAGAAGCAGGACUUGGGACAUUAUGAAGGAAACCCUUCCCUUCUUAGGUCACUUCCCAAUAGCUAUUUUCUAAGACUGAAGUAUUUUAGAUAAGGAUAAGAAAACUUUGCUUUUCCUGAGUCAUCACAUGUAAAAAGCUUUAGCUUUUUGUUUGGAAAAGGUGUGGAUGACUCUACUGCCUGGAUGGUUACAUUUGCUUUCCGUGAAAUGCUCAGAAAUGUCAGAACAUUCCUUCUCUAAUUGUGUGUCAGUGCGUAUUGUAAUAAAACUACUGAUUUAAAAUAAGAAAGUGUUUACUUUGUUUUCACUGGUGUUGCUUUUGUGUUUCUUCUGUUGUUGGUAUCCAAUCCUGUUCCUGUCAGCCACACCCAAUGUAAUGUAUCUAGUUUUGCUGUACUCUAGAGAUUAAAAUCAAGUCUUUAAAAUA
Molecule: messenger RNA, 4543 nt
Organism: Marmota flaviventris (yellow-bellied marmot)
Lineage: Eukaryota; Metazoa; Chordata; Mammalia; Rodentia; Sciuridae
Gene: Rngtt
Product: RNA guanylyltransferase and 5'-phosphatase
Biological process (GO): protein dephosphorylation; 7-methylguanosine mRNA capping
Molecular function (GO): mRNA guanylyltransferase activity; mRNA 5'-triphosphate monophosphatase activity; ATP binding
Source: RefSeq, a predicted model, not a curated record